GGUACCAUGGCGACGCCGGGUGGCGGGGCUGGCGUGGUAAUGGCGGCUUGGACCAUCUUAACCGUUCUAGCUGAGAGUGCGUUCCUCCUGCUGGUCCUCCCUCGCGUUUCACAGGCCCAGACCUUCUCCUUCCCUUUUCGUCGGCCAGAGACGUGUGGGCACAACCAGUACUUUGAUAUCUCCGCCCUCGCCUGUGUUCCCUGUGGAGCCAACCAGAGGCAGGAUGCCCGAGGAACUUCAUGUGUGUGCCUUCCAGGAUUUCAGAUGAUUUCUAGUAAUGGAGGACCUGCCAUUAUCUGUAAAAAGUGCCCAGAAAACAUGAGAGGUGUUACCGAAGAUGGUUGGAACUGUAUUUCUUGUCCUAGUGGCUUAACUGCAGAAGGAAAAUGCCACUGUCCCACUGGCUAUAUUUUAGUGGAAAGAGAUGUUAAUGGAACAUUACUGUCUCAAGCAACUUGUGAACUCUGUGAUGGAAAUGAAAACUCUUUCACAGUAGCAAAUGCUUUAGGAAACAGGUGCGUCCGAUGUGAACCAACAUUUGUUAAUACCAGCAGGUCCUGUGCAUGUUCAGAACCUAACAUUUUAACAGGGGGAUUAUGUUUCAGUAGCACUGGGAAUUUUCCUCCACGUAUAACUUCUGCUGCACGUUAUGGAGAACUCGGCAUGUCUAUAAUUUCAGAAUGGUUUGCAAAGUAUUUGCAAUCAGCAGCAGCUGCAUGUUGGGUGUAUGCCAAUCUAACAUCUUGCCAAGCUCUUGGAAAUAUGUGCGUAAUGAACAUGAAUUCUUAUGACUUUGCCACAUUCGAUGCGUGUCGACUAUUUCAAUAUAUCUUUGAAAAUACUGCUGGACUUAGUACUGUUCAUUCUAUAUCAUUUUGGAGACAGAAUCUUCCAUGGCUAUUUUAUGGAGACCAGCUAGGAUUAGCACCUCAAGUACUCAGUGCUAUACCUCUUCCUACGAAUUUCAGUUUUAAAGGGCAAAACCAGGAUACAAGACUAAAGUUUGUUGCUGCAUCCUAUGAUAUAAGAGGAAAUUUUCUCAAGUGGCAAACUUUAGAAGGAGGUGUUUUACAGCUUUGCCCAGACGCAGAGACAAAACUAAAUGCUGCUUAUUCUUUUGGAACAACCUAUCAACAAAAUUGUGAGAUUCCUCUCUCUAAGAUCUUAACAGACUUUACCACACCUAUAUUUUAUGAUGUGUACCUUGAGUAUACUGGUGAAAAUCAACAACAAUAUAUUUGGGCCGUGCCUGUGUUGAAUCUAAAUCUUCAACACAAUAAAAUGUUUGUGAACCAAGACAGUAACUCUGGCAAGUGGCUUCUAACUCGGCGCAUUUUCUUAGUGGAUACAGUAAGCGGACGAGAAAAUGACUUAGAAAGUCAGCCAAGAGUGAUUCGAGUUGCUACCCAGAUAUCACUGAGCAUCCACCUUGUACCAAACACAAAGAGUGGAAACAUCUAUUCUCCCUUAAUUACUAUUGCCUACAGUGACAUCGAUAGCAAAGAUCCCAACAGCCAGUCUGUGAAGGUUUCUUUUUCAGUCAGUUAUGAAAUGGAUCAAGGAGAAGCUCAAGUCCAGACAGAUAUUGCUCUGGGCGUGUUGGGUGGGCUAGCUGUUUUAUCAUCUCUUUUGAAGACAGCAGGGUGGAAGAGGCGCAUUGGGAGUCCCAUGAUUGAUUUACAGACCGUUAUGAAAUUCUUGUUGUACUACGCUGGUGACCUGGCCAAUGUUUUCUUUAUCAUCACAGUGGGAACAGGUCUUUAUUGGCUUAUUUUCUUCAAAGCACAGAAAUCUGUCUCUGUUUUGUUACCAAUGCCAGUUCAGGAAGAACGUUUUGUUACUUAUGUGGGAUGUGCUUUUGCUUUGAAGGCUCUGCAAUUUUUGCAUAAGCUCAUCUCCCAGAUUACUGUAGAUAUAUUCUUUAUUGAUUGGGAACGACCUAAAGGAAAGGUUCUUAAAGCUGUUGAAGGCGAAGGUGGUGUGCGGAGUGCCACUGUUCCAAUAAGCAUAUGGAGGACGUAUUUUGUAGCAAAUGAAUGGAAUGAAAUUCAGACUGUGAGAAAGAUUAAUCCACUCUUUCAAGUACUUUCUGUCCUCUUCUUUUUGGAGAUUGUGGGAUUCAAGAACUUAGCAAUAAUGGACCCAUCGUCUAGUCUUUCCAGAAGCCCACCUAGCUACAUAGCACCUUAUAGCCGCAUUUUGAGAUAUGCAGUGUCUACUGCUCUUUGGCUAGUCAUUGGAAUUAUACAGAUCAUGUUCUUUGCUGUCUUUUAUGAGAGAUUUAUAGAGGAUAAAAUUCGACAGUUCGUUGAUUUAUGCUCUAUGAGUAAUAUAUCAGUAUUUCUUUUAUCCCACAAAUGUUUUGGAUAUUACAUUCACGGCAGAUCAGUACAUGGGCAUGCAGAUACUAACAUGGAAGAAAUGAAUAUGAAUCUUAAAAGAGAAGCGGAAAAUUUGUGUAGCCAAAGAGGUUUGGUACCCAACACAGAUGGUCAGACUUUUCAAAUUGCAAUUUCUAGCCAGAUGAGACAACACUAUGACAGAAUUCAUGAAACACUAACAAGGAAAAAUGGUCCUGCUAGAUUACUGGGUUCAUCAGCAAGUACUCUUGAGCAGAGUAUAAAAGCAUAUCAUAUGAUGAAUAAAUUUCUUGGCUCUUUCAUCGAUCAUGUUCAUAAGGAAAUGGAUUACUUUAUAAAAGAUAAGUUACUGCUUGAAAGAAUUCUUGGAAUGGAAUUCAUGGAACCAAUGGAAAAAAGCAUCUUUUACAAUGAUGAAAGUUACUCUUUCAGCAGUGCUCUGUACUAUGGAAAUGAAGCUACCCUUCUUAUUUUUGAAUUGUUGUUCUUCUGUGUAGUGGAUUUGGCUUGCCAAAAUUUUGUUUUAGCAGCCUGCCUUACAUACCUACAACAAGAGAUUUUUAGAUUUAUCCGUAAUACGGUUGGACAAAAGAAUUUGGCAUCCAAAACAUUGGUGGAUCAAAGAUUUCUUAUUUAAUUUUUUGAGUAGAGAAAGACUCCGUAUAAUGGCAAAACUCUGUCCUGAUAUCAGGUUAAUUUGCCAUUUUUUAAAAUAACUUGUAUUAGAGAUUCUGUUUUUAGUUUGUUUUUUAAUCUGCAGAUUUAUUUUUAUAACUUGUGAAUAUAUAGUGUGAUAUAAUGGAAAAUAUUGUGUCCUAUUAUGUAUGACAUUUAAUUCACUAACUAAUAAAUUAGCAUUGAUAAUGAAGCCCCAUCAUUUGUCUUUGUAAAUCAUUUUAUAAACUGGGAUAUGCCUGUAUUUUCUUACAUUGGUAAAAGUAUUUAAUUCCAAGUUCAAGACUGGUUUUCAAUUUAGUAUUUUCAUGUUUUACAAAUUUAUCAUUAAAAAAUAAAUGUUGAAAGUUAUUUUCAGGUUUAUUUGGAAAUUUGAAAUUGUAUUGCUGACUCCUUUGCCUCAUUCUAAUUGUUCACCCUGUUUGAUGAUGAACUUUCACUUUUAGAUUAAUAAGCAUCUUUUGAAAUGGUACCUAAUCAUUCCUUUGUAUGCCUAUAUUACCAGGUCAGUGUAGUCUUCAUGAAGUAUAUUUAUAUCCCAAAUGUGGCUUAUAUUUAUUAAGUCAUCAUGUCUGAUAUUUUUAUCAUUUCUGUUCAUGUUUUAAGCAUACUUCAAAGUUUUGCUCUUCAAUUAUGUUUAAAGAUUAUAGAUAAGUAAUAAACCAUAAAUUUAUUGUGUUAUGUUGAGAGGGUGAUUUAUUGAAAGCAAACUUGGGCUUCAUAAAUCAGUGAACCUUUUUUUUUUUUUAAUAAAAAAAUAGGAUCCAAAAUGUAAUUAAACCCUGAGGUAUGCAGCUAAUAAUCUCCUAUGAUAUGCUUUUUUUCCUCAGCAUACUCUAUAACAAUCCUUUUCAUUGUAUACCAUGUACUUAAAAGACCCUCACAUUACAGGUGAAAUGGUCACUAGGCUCUAAAUCAACAUUUCUUACUGUUUUCUAUGUUAAUGCUGUGUAAAUACUUAAAUGUAAUGCUAUGUAAAUAUUGUUUGUAUUUCUGAAUUGA
Tupaia belangeri chinensis (Chinese tree shrew) is the source of this 4037-nucleotide messenger RNA. RefSeq names its product transmembrane protein 67 (gene TMEM67). Gene Ontology annotation, biological process: cilium assembly. The transcript is spliced from 28 exons. Bases 7 to 2997 code for a protein of 996 amino acids. The record is from RefSeq and is a predicted model, not a curated record. Lineage: Eukaryota; Metazoa; Chordata; Mammalia; Scandentia; Tupaiidae. Gene Ontology annotation, cellular component: ciliary transition zone; MKS complex.